Messenger RNA from Macrosiphum euphorbiae (potato aphid), 5268 nucleotides. NCBI's taxonomy places the organism in Eukaryota, Metazoa, Arthropoda, Insecta, Hemiptera, Aphididae. The record is from the annotation of a GenBank genome assembly.
AUGGCACCAUCAAAGAAGGAAGAAGACCCAGAAAAUAUUUUAACACGAGCGCGUGCAAAACGCGAUGUUCUAUUAAAGUCAAUCAACCGUAUUCACGAUACAGCAGUAGAGGCACGCGCUGAUAUAAGUAAAAUUCCGACAUUAAUUAUUCACGCCGAAGAUUUAAAUGUUCUCGUCGAUCAAUUCCAGUAUCAACAAGAUAUUAUUAUUGACGCAUUAAUCAGCGUAAACCGUGUUCCCGAAUUCGAACAAAAUGAUCAUCCGUUGAUUUCGACCAUGGACUCCAUGCGUCUCGAAAUCAAAACAAUUCUCGCGAGUGCCGUUCCCGCGAGUGCCGCUCCCGCGAAUGUUUCCGAAAUUAAAUCGUCGCCGUCGUCAUCCAUCGCCUCUACGUCGCAGCAAUUUAUUCCGUUACCGAAAAUCGACUUACCUACGUUCGACGGUAAUCUGUUAGAAUGGCGUUCUUAUCGCGACAUUUUUAUUUCUCUCGUGCACGAUAACACUAUUAUUGGCGACGCACAACGUUUUCAUUUUUUAUUGGCGAGCUUAAAAGGUGACGCGUUAAAAGUCAUUAAAUCAAUACCGUUGUCCGCGAACAAUUACGCUCUCGCGUGGGAUGCAAUAUCCAAGCGUUUUGAUAACAAACGUCUAUUAGCUUCCGCACAUUUAGAUAAGCUGUUUGCUUUUAAGCCUAUCGAACGCGAAUCGCUUACAUCGCUGUUAUCAUUCGUCGACACCUUCAAAGAAAAUGUGUCAUUAAUCAAGUCGCUCGGUGUCAAUGACCUCGCUGGUUUUUUACUAUUUCACAUAGGAUCUCGGGUUCUUGAUGCGUCCACGAUACAACUAUUCGAAUCCAGUAUCUCUCCGUCGACAAUCCCUACGUUCGACGAAUUACUCGAUUUUGUCCAACAGCGGUGCCGAGUAUUGGAAAACAUAAAAGGUUCGAGUAAUUUCGACAGUAAACCCGCUAGUAUCGUAAAACCGCGCGACAAUAAUACGCGUAAAUUCGUGGCACCUAGGAAAUCAGUUUUUGCCGCCACCACAUCUACAGUCAAGUCGAAAUCGAGAAGUUGCCCGGCAUGCGAUAAGACCGACCAUAUCAUUUACCAAUGUUCAAAGUUCAACGACAUGACCGUUGAAAAGCGCCGCGAACUCGUAGUGUCACGGAAACUAUGUUUCGCGUGCAUGAGCCCGAAUCAUAUGCUGGCUGCGUGCACGUCAACAAAGGGGUGUCGCUCGUGCAAUAGCAAACGUCACCAUACAAUGCUACAUGUUAAUUACGAUCGAAAAGCAACCGCGGGUCAGAAUACCAGCUCAGGUUCUCCCGCCGAACAAUCGAGUUCAUUUUCAGGUGCAGCGUGCACCAACUCCACGGUCGUACUCGGUACUGCAAUAGUACACAUCAAGGAUGCCUGGGACCAGGUUCAUUCAGUUCGAGUGCUACUCGACAGCGGCUCCCAAAUUUCGGCCAUGACAAGCGACUGUUUCGCUCGGUUAGGUCUGUCCAAACGUCGUUUCAAAACUAAUAUCGUCGGUCUCGCGCAAAGUCCCGUGAAUCAAGUACAAGGCGCAACCAGCUGUCAAUUUUCGUCGCAUUUUGACCCUCAGUUGUUCCCGUCAGUCGAUUUAGUGAUCCUCACUCAAAUCACCACCACCAUGCCGUCUACGCGGUUACCAGCGAGCGUACGCGCUAAGUACCAACACCUCUGUCUCGCCGACAACAAUUUCGACAUUCCGUCGCGCGUCGACGUUCUAUUCGGCGCCGACAUAUUACCAAGUCUGGUUCGCGCCCACGCCGGCGUCGAGCACCAUCCCGGCCUUCCAUCGGCCUUGGACACGCAACUAGGGUGGAUAGUUUUUGGAUCAUUCACUACGCCGAAUUCGUCAUCCUUAUCCGCGUUGACCACUGCCGUAAGUCCGCCGGCGAUUGGGGACUUAAUUCAACAGUUUUGGCAGGUCGAAGAACCCGCCGCACCAUCGACGCCCACCACAGAGGACCAAUGGUGUGAAGAAUAUUUCAAGACAUCUACUUCACGUGAUUCGACAGGUCGAUUUUGUGUUGCCCUGCCAUUUCGUCAUUUAUUCACCGACUCAGAUCAACGUCAACACGCCGCGCCGCGUCACGGUCUCGGUGACUCGCGCUCCAUAGCGCUAAAACGAUUUUAUAAUUUGGAAAAACGGUUAACCAAUGAUUCCGUUUUGUACGCGGCCUACCGAAAGUUUAUGUCAACAUACCAAUCACUAGGACACAUGGUACCAGCUCCAUCACCAGGCACAUAUUUCAUUCCGCACCACGCCGUGCUUAAGGCCGACGGUGACGUGUCCAAAAUACGCGUCGUGUUCGACGCCUCGUCCGCUUCGUCAUCCGGUCGCUCUCUCAACGACGUCUUGUGCACCGGGCCUAAAUUACAAGUCGACCUACGCGACAUACUACUUCGUUGCCGCAUGCACAGGUACAUUUUGUCCGCCGACAUUGUCAAAAUGUAUCGACAAAUUUUAAUCCGUCAAGAAGACCGGACAUUUCAACACAUAUUUUGGCGCGACUCGCCCAACGACGAACUCGUCGAAUUUCAACUGUGUACCGUCACGUACGGUCUCAACUGCGCGCCGUAUCUCGCCAUACGCUGUCUUCACGAGCUCGACCGUCAAGAAGGUUUUCGUUUUCCACUAGCGAAGGACGUCCUCACUCGUGCCGCUUACGUCGACGAUAUCGUUAUCGGCGCCGACACAGAAGAACUGCUAUUAAGUCGAAAAGAAGAUAUUGUUGGUCUACUACGCAGCGGCGCCUGCACAUUAAGCAAAUGGACUAGCAACAGUACCGCCAUACUCGAAUCCGUCCCGUCCGACGAUCGAGUACAAUCUAUGUCUUUCGACCCGCGAGAAGAGCACGCCGUCAAAGUCCUCGGCCUGCAUUGGGACACCAACAUUGACAGCUUCGCAUACCACACCAGCCUCCAACAAACGUCGUCCACGAAACGCCAGGUGUUGUCCAUCAUCGCGCGUUUGUUCGACCCCGUCGGCGCGCUCGGCCCGAUGUUGUUGUGGGCAAAGUGCUUUAUGCAGUUAUUGUGGUGUUCGAAACUCGGCUGGGAUGAUCCGAUGCCCGACGAGUUGCAAUCGAUGUGGCAACAAUUUUGCACGGAGUUGCCGCUAGUUUUCGAUUUGAAUUUACCACGUCACAUUGACGUCACAUGUCACCAGGACAUCCAGUUACUCGGCUUCGCGGACGCGUCAAUUAAAGGUUAUGCGGCCGUCAUUUAUUGGCGCAUUGUCGACACUGUCGGCAACAUUUCUGUGAAAUUCAUCACCAGCAAGACGAAGGUUGCCCCCCUGAAGAGCUCUGCCGCCGACGAAUCGUUAUCUAUACCGCGCCUAGAGCUGUGCGGCGCCCUGCUACUCGCGCGCACGCUUCAUCACGUGCACUCCGUGUUGUCCAGCGAAAUUGCCGUAUCACGUUUGCGAGCGUGGUCGGACUCAUCGGUGGUUUUGUCAUGGUUGACGUCAGACCAAAAACAUUUCAGGAUUUUUGUAACCAACCGGGUUGCCAAAAUAAGUCAAUUAGUACCUAGCUGUAGUUGGAACUACGUAUCAACGAACGACAACCCCGCUGACCCAGCAUCUCGCGGACUUUUACCGAAGUCGAUGUUGUCCUCGUCCAUCUACUGGAACGGUCCCGAAUUCCUACGUCUUCCUGAAGACCAAUGGCCACAAUCGAAAUUUAUUCCGUUCGCUCCGGAGCAGCUGCCGGACACUCGGCCUAACGUCGUCGCAACAUUGGCCGUCAACACUCAAUCGUCAUCAUUGGACUUCAUCAGUCGUUUUUCGUCGCUUGACAAAAUGCUACGAGUAUUGUCGUACGUCUCCCGUUAUUUGUCUCAUCGUUUACGACGACAGCCGAUCCGUGUCGGUCCUAUCACGUUCGCCGAGCGACAAGCGUCGUUAUCGAUCAUCGUACAGCGUACACAACAACGUUGUUUUGCCGAUUUAAUCAAAAUGUUAAAAAAUCAAUCCACGAUUUCGCCGCCGUCCUUGGCACAACUGGCGCCCUACGUCGACGAGAAGGGUAUCAUCCGAGUCGGGGGCCGUCUGCGCUUUUCCGAUGCCAGUCAUGACGCGAAGCACCCGAUUUUGCUGCCGCGAUCUUCGCACCUCACCGAGCUGAUCAUCCGCCAUUAUCACUUGUCAUUUUUGCACGGCGGCUCCAAACUGAUACUGUCUAUGUUACGUCAAAAGUUUUGGAUCUUAUCUGCCCGCGCUGCAGUUCGUCGUACCAUUUUUUCGUGCGUCCCGUGCACACGCCACACGGCUGUCCGCCCUCAACCGUUGAUGGCUGACUUACCGUCCUACCGAGUUCAACCUCAUCGUCCGUUCUCACAUGUCGGCAUGGACUACGGAGGGCCGUUCCUCGUUAAGGAACACCGUCGUCGAAAUGCACAUUCGGUCAAGGUCUACCUCGCCUUAUUCAUUUGUAUGUCCGUCAAGGCGGUCCACCUCGAAAUCGUAUCAGACCUCAGCACUGACGCCUUCCUCGCAGCUUUGGACCGGUUCGUUGCCCGCCGUGGAAUUCCGUCUAACGUUUAUUCGGACUGCGGUACAAAUUACGUUGGCGCCGCACGCCAGCUAAAAAUGUUGUUUCGUGACGCCCGGGCCCAAGACCGUCUAUCGUCGCACCUAGCCUGCACAUGGCAUUUCAACCCGCCUGCCGCGCCACAUUUCGGUGGACUGUGGGAGGCCGGUAUCAAAAGCGUCAAGUCUCAUCUCAAGCACGUCAUCGGCCAACAAGUGUUAACAUACGAGGAGUUCCUCACUUUGACCACACGCAUCGAGGGCAUUCUAAACUCCAGACCGGUCACGCCGAUUUCAUCCGACCCUCAUGAUUUGAACGCAUUAACGCCAGGACACUUCCUGAUUGGGCAGCCGAUCCAUGCCAUGCCCGAACCAGACACCACCCACGUUCAAAUCAACCGACUGAAUCGAUGGCAACUCAUCCGUCAGUGUCAUCAGUCAUUUUGGAAAAGGUGGUCACGCGAAUACUUGUCUACACUCCAGAGUCGACCAAAAUGGUUCAAGUCGUCCCCGAAUUUGUCGAUCGGUGACAUGGUCAUCGUUGAAGCCCCGUCUCGACCACCAACCGAGUGGCGUCUCGGCCGUGUCACAGAGGUCCAUCCCGGAUCCGAUGAUGUCGUGCGCGUCGUGUCCGUGCGCACUCAAGACGGCGUCUACAAGCGCCCAGUUGUAAAACUCGUGCGCCUACCUGUCGAGCCCUGA